AUGGGUGAACUUCCUACGAUUUUAUGGAAGGGGGACAAAAUGGAGGCGCCGAAGGACCUGGGUGACAUCACCAAACCGAUCUGUGACCUUGAAAAAAUGAAGAGGCGGGAGGCCCUGCGAGUCCUCGCCGAAUCGAUCCGUGACAAGAACAAAAUGGAGACGGGGAAGGUCCGGGGAGACGGCGCCGCCCAAUGGAUCUGUGACCUUGAUGAAAACGAUCUGGUACACGAAAGAUUGGAGAAGGAGAACUGGACCAAAAUGAUAUGUGGGAAGAGCGGCACGUUCACGGUCCUCGAAUUGCUCCCUGUCGAUCAAGGAAACAACGGUUUGGAGAAGGAGCUGGAGGAGAAGACGGAGGAGAAGAAGGAGGAAAAGGCGGAGGAGAGAACGAUGGCGGGUCUAGCUCAAGAGGUGGGGAAGAUCUGUCAUUGGCAUAAGUUUCUGCAUAUUGGCAACGUAAGGAUGGCAAACAUGUACCGCGAUCUGAUUCUCGACCUGGGCAAAGCCGCAACCGAAUGCUCGGAUCUGAAGACCUACAUACACAUCAGCCUCUUCUUGUUCUUGGCGGUGGAUGGUCUCAACCUUGCGAUGGAUUUAGAGGUAACCAGCGAAGAGCAGAAACUUUUGAAGGCUAUCGGAUGCGAAUACUUGCGGAACUACGUGGCGCUGGUGUUGCUUGGGGAGGAACUUCUUGCGCCUGGGGAUAUCCAGAAGGAGGAACAGCCAGCUAUAAUCUCCACGACGCUCACUCAGGCUUCAUUCGACUUCAAGCCCAUGUCUCUGUUCUUCGACAUACCAGAAUCCUGGCAGCAUGAUCCACUGGGAGAGCAAUGGGCCAAAGCACACGGACAAGAUACGUCUGACCCAGCGGGAUCUGGAUCUGUUCUGAAGUUCAUCACUGGCCGCAAGGCCCGGCUCUCCGAUGCGCACCCUGGAAGCAAAAAAAUUGCGACCCAGCUUGCGGAAGUCAUGGAACUUGACAGGUCUGGGCGGCGGAUCCGUGAGUGCCUCAACCUUGGGAAUGUGGUGUCGUGCUUGAAGGAUACUGAAAGCCGCUGGGUUGGCGAGCUAUCCGGCAAUGGUCAAAAACCCACAAAGAAGGACCUGCUUACCACCGAUUACACCGGCGACUCCGCCGAACCUAGUCGGUAUAUGAUGGGACUGACUCGCGAGAUCGAGACGAUUGUAGAGGAAGGAAAUACUCCUCUAGAGGUGGACAUCCAGAAUUAG
Messenger RNA from Sordaria macrospora k-hell, 1230 nucleotides. RefSeq lists its product as uncharacterized. NCBI's taxonomy places the organism in Eukaryota, Fungi, Ascomycota, Sordariomycetes, Sordariales, Sordariaceae. The record is from RefSeq and is a predicted model, not a curated record.